This is a messenger RNA of Mytilus trossulus (common blue mussel), 7931 nucleotides long. Its product is annotated as serine/threonine-protein phosphatase 4 regulatory subunit 4-like. The record is from RefSeq and is a predicted model, not a curated record. Gene Ontology annotation, molecular function: protein phosphatase regulator activity. Lineage: Eukaryota; Metazoa; Mollusca; Bivalvia; Mytilida; Mytilidae. Gene Ontology annotation, cellular component: protein serine/threonine phosphatase complex; cytosol. The coding region runs from base 252 to 3263 and encodes 1003 amino acids. The transcript has 26 exons.
CUGUUGGUAUAUACGUAUGGGGCCAGUGACACAAACAUUCUCUCGCUAUGUGAAUGAGUAGCUAGGAAUUACAUCACUAUAGUCUGAUUACGAUACCAAUUGUCAUUACUUAUCAAGGGAUAUAUUAAAUUAUUAGAUGAAUUUCUGUGUAUUCUUAUUCAUCUGGAUAUAUAAUCAGGAAAAAUGAGAGUUUGUAGUGUAAUAUCUUGUUGGAUUGUAAAAUAUAUUGACUCUUUAAUUACUUGAUUGUUAUGGAAGAAAUCGAAGUUUUCUCUACAAAGUUAUCUAGUACAGGAGAAAAUGUUAAACUUUUCUUAGACGACGAUUAUUUAGAAAUUCCAGAAGAGGAUAUCGAGGAUCUUGAUGAAGAAAUGGGAUAUGAAAGUUACUACACAAUAGAAGACUCCGGACAGGAAGUACAGAGAAUCAGUGUCAUCAACAAUUUACCAGAUUUACUGAAAGACACGGACAGUCAUGAUGAAUGCAUGCGCCGUGUUGUCCCAAAAGUUAGGGAGGUACUCCAUGUUGCACAAUGUGAGAUGCAGUAUGCAGCAUCAGCUGCAUUCCUACAGAUCUUACAGAAAAACUUGGUGCCGAUACAAAACUAUACACAGACAUUUCUACAGACAAUACUCAACAGUGUGGAUGGCAAAGAUCCAGAAGUAUCAAGUGCCUGGUUAGAUACUCUCCUGGACGUUAUAGAAUUACUGCCUAAAGAUGUGAUAAAGAAAGAGAUUUUACACGUGGCAAUAGCAAAGGGCCAACUUUCACAGUCAGUAGCAGCAAGAAUGGCCUGUUGUAAAAUAUUAGGAAAAAUUUGUACCAAAUUUGAAUCUUUUGUGAUCAAAAAAGAAAUUCUGCCAGUUGUGCAGUCCUUGUGUCAAGAUGUGGACUAUGAGGUCAGAGGGUGUAUGUGUAACCAGUUGCAUUCUGUAGCUAGAGGGUUAGGGCUUGAAGCCACAAAGAGUGCAAUAUUGCCAGAAUUAGUUGAGCUGACUAAAGAUGAAGAAUGUUCUGUUAGAGUUCAUGGCCUUGAAACAGUGGUUAAUGUUCUCGCUUCACUGGAUUCUGAAACUUGUUCAUCAACAAUCAUUCCAUUAGUAUGUAAGUUCUGUCAACAAGCCAUGCAGGCUGAAGAUUCCACGCUACCAGAAGUUGGUAAACAGAUCGGGAAAAUCGCUCAUGGACUUCUGGCAUAUUUAUCAGACGAACAGAAACAGUGGUUUGUUGAUUAUUUUAAGAAGUUGUGUAAAGUUGGUUUGUCACUAGAAAAACUAAGAGGAAACAACAGAGACAUUGUUGAAAGGGACAUAAGUCCAACAAUAACGGAAAUUCCAGAUUUUACAGAGGAUGACAAGUUUUUGGAAUGUAGGAAAAACUGUGCAUAUAAUUUUCCUGCAAUGGUAUUAUUUAUUGGUGCAAAGCAUUUUAAAUCAGAGUUAUUAGGAUGUUUUUCUAGUCUUUGUAAAGAUCCUAAUGUUCAAGUUCGGAAAACUGUAUCGGGUGGCUUUCAUGAGGUGUCCAGAGUUUUGGGGCAACAUGUAGCUGUUUUACAACCAGACUUGAUACUUCUACUGAAGGAUGAAUCUGUAGAUGUAUUGAGAGGGGUGAUAGCAAAUAUUCCGUGUAUAUUAGAUUGUUUAUCAGGGACUGGUAGUAAUCAUUCAUUGUCAGAAUCAAAGCUCCAUGUACUAAAUGAUGUGAUACUUGCUGUACUAAACUCAGAACCUGUGGUAUUUACCUCUAAUAACUGGAGGUUACAGGAACAUUUAAUGGAUAAUUUAUCCUGUCUAAUCAAGUGUUGUUCUAGUGAUGUACUAUACCAAAAAGUCAUUCCAGUCGUAUAUCCUAAAAUUAAGUCUGCUAGGGCUUUGCCUGUAAAACAUGCAGCUUGCAGAUCUGCCUUAAAAAUUAUUAGAAAAAUUAAAAAAUUAACCCAAAGAGAAGAACUCAUCCAUUGUUUUGUAGAAGAUUUCUGCCAUGGACGGAGUUGUCAUCAUAGGAGUUUAUUUGUUGACGUUUGUAAAAAUGUGAUAGAACUAUAUUCAAAGACAUUUUUUAAGGAAUAUUUUUAUGAAUAUGUGUUAGAACUACAAUCAGAUAAAGUGCCAAACGUUCGGUUAAAGUUGUGUUCAUUACUACCACAGUUAAAAAAGAUUAUCAAAUUACCUACAGACAGAAAUUUACUACAGCAGUUAGAAACAUGUGUACGGAGAUUAUUAUUAAGUGAAAAAGAUAGGGAUGUAUUAGCAGCUAUUAAAAUUGCUGUUGAUGAACUAGAUAAAAUACAUGUACAGAUGGAGCCUUUAACAAAAAGGUCCUUUUUUGAACAUGAUCUUGUGGACCAAGCAAAAGAAGAAGAGGAAAAAUUGUUAAUAACUAAUGAAGAGAAGGAAAUAAAGAAAGAGGAAGAGGCAGCAGAAAAACAAAAAUCAAAGGGAGAUAAAAAGGGUAAUGCAUCUGCAAAGAAAUCUGAAAAUGGAGGAAGCAAAAUACCAGCUCCUAAGAAGGGAAUAAAAGCAACCAGCACAACAUCAAGUUCCAGUGGUUCAUCAACUCAAGUUUCUUCAAAAGAUACUUCAAAAACCCAUUUAUCAAAAUCAAAAUCCAGUAAUUCCUUGUCACAAAUACCCAGAUUAGGAGUUAAAACAACUAUGAACUUUACAAAAGAGGUUAAUACAAUAAAGAAGACUGUGGGCUCUCCUAAACUAUCAAGGCUACCAAGAUAUAGUUCUACUCCAGACCUCAAUAAUGGGUUGAUGGGGAAAACAUCACCGCUUAUACCCAAAAAGAUGUAUAAUAAAAACAAAGUGAAUGAAGACAAUGGUCUUAAAAAACUCAGGAGAUAUUCUAACAUUGAGAUAGACAAUAAGAAAAUAGAGAAUAGUAAACCAGUAAACCGGUCUAAACUACCUCAUUUCUCAUGGAAUAAGUAUGCCAGUGAUGGGAGACAGUCCCCACAUCCUCAGAGGGCCUUUCUCUCCAGCGAUGGAAGAUCGUCACCACAUCCAGGCAUGAUGAAGGCCCAUGACCACAGUGCCUCAGGGAGUAAAUUAAGCAGUAGUUCAAAGACCAAACCUCCCAGCAGUGCUGGAACUACUAGAAGGGCUUCAGAAGGAGGUAAUACAGUAACCCAGAGAAGAGGGUCUAUGAGUAGUGCUAGUAGUACUGGCAGUACAGAAUCAGCAACAGUCAAGUCAAAAGGAAGUAAUGGUCUCCUAACAGUUCCUAGUACUAAAGUAACUAGAAAGAAAUCAAAGUAACCAUGGAUGCAAAAGAUUGAGUUUAUCGCUUGAAAAUUGAGGUUUUGAGUUUUCAUGACACUGUUUCUGUGCAAUAUUUCUACAAGGCAAUAACUAUGCAUUAUAAUAUGCUGCUGAACAUCUUUUGUAACUGCCUUUUUAAACUUUAACCUUUUGUUGUAAAUUGUACUUUUUCAUGUUGUGCAACAAGGGAAAUCUAAAGCAAUAUAAGGACCUUGUAAGAUUUCUAACGAGUAUAAUUUAUGUUGCAUACCAUAGAUAGAUUUACUCUUAGUUCUAUAAUGUGUUCUCAACUCUUUUACACAGAUUGUCAUGUGUUACUCACAAACCAAGUUUGUAGAUUUAUUAUUGUCAUGGGUCGAACACAAGGUCAAAAAAAGAAAUGAAUCAUUUGUUCUUUUAUGAUUCAAUUUUUGAAAAUACAUUGUAUAUGUGAUUUUAUUGAAAAGGAUUGAGUAUUGUUAUUUACUUUUGCAAUUGAAGUAUCAACUAUGGGAAUUUCUCGUUACAUUGAAGACCUGUUGGUGACCUUCUGCUGUUGUUUUUUUUAUUUGGUCGGGUUGUUGUCUCUUUGACACAUUCCCCAUUUCCAUUCUCAAUUUUAAUUAAUCUGUAUAAGCACUAAGGAUUGUUUUAGAACAAACCAGCUAAAGGCAGAAUUUUUUGAACCAUAUUGCAGCUAUUUUUUCUCAUGUAUGGCUGAAACAGAAAUAUUUGAUACAUAAAAUAAACUGUGCUUAAAUACACUCAGGUUAUUAUUCGCAAUCAUGAUUUAUCAGUUUGGCAUUACCAAAAUUUUUGAUUUGUUUUAGGGUUGGAAAGGGAGGAGAGAAUAUGCACAGGAAAACAUUGAAAUAGAUAUAUAUAUUAACGCUUGAAUUUUUACAAUUUUAAUAAAUUAUUACAAUUGACAGCCAUUUAGUACAAAAUCAUGUCAAAAUAUAUGCUUGCAAACUCAUCGCACAAAAAUAUCUCUUUUAAUGAUUUAAUUUGAAAUCUAAUUUGUGAUCAUUCUAAUUAUUGAACACUGAAAAAAGCAAUGCACAUAAACAGGAUAAGAUAUGAAAGUGCUAUUUGAAAUUUUCCCCAAAGAAAAGUGCUUAAGUGAAGUGAAGAGUAUAAGAUAUAUAAUGAACAAUUUUAGUUAUUUAUUUUCACAAUAAUAUAUACAUCACAAAAUAUUUGCUUUUUAAUCGGUUAUGUUGUCUUUGUUUGAAAUUGGGUAACCAUUGCUGUGUUAUAGUUUUCAAUUGUUAAUUUAUCUUAAGCAGAGUUCUUGAAAUGUUUUUUUAAACUGGUGUUCCUUGAAGAUAAACUGCCACUACUAUACAAAAUACCAAAAUUGUGUUGGUGGUCAAAUUCCUCUGACCGCCACUUUUAGAGAACUCUGCUUAAAUAUUUAAAUAAAUCCAAAGAAAUAGUAUUGUGUGCCUUUAAAAGUUCAAGGUCCGAUUGUUAAUUUCAUUGCACUAAUCACUGUUUCUUAAGUAGAAAAAAGAAAGGAUGCACUUGAAGUAGGAUUAUUUUAUUUUUAUUUGCAAAUUGGGGAGGCAUAUUUAACAAAUUUAUUAAUGUAUCACUCGUAUAAAAAUUUCAAUUUUUGGGAGAAGAGAUGAAUAUAAAGCACAUUUCAAUAUCAAUUUAUUUUCUCCUUUGUGGAUUUCACAGGGAUUUUUUUUCUAUUUGGCAGCAUAUGAGCUUACAAUGGUCCAUAUAAAAAAACGGAUCAUUUGAACUACAUUAUAAACUUUAUUUUUCAUUUAUAUCAUUGCUUUUUGUAUUGAUAAAAAAGAUUGAAAAUUUUCAGUAUCUACAGCAUACAACAGAGAUUAGCUGUCAUUUAUGACUGGAUAUAUCUUAUUUAUAUCCUGUUGAACACAAAAAAAGCUGUGAAGUUUUUACAUUGUUUUGAAUUUGUUGAGAGAUGAUAUUAUGACAUUUUGUUUCAUUUGGGUUUUUGCAUAUGGGGGAUUUAGGUAUAUAGUACAAAAUGUAGUGCACAAUUUUAUUUUUUUCUGUAGUUUCUGGGGUAGAGUUUUGUAGAUUAUUUUUAUUUUCUUAUCACAGAAUCUACAUUCCAAAAGUUGGAGAAGAAUGGCACACAUUUUCAUUUUGUAUAUUUAUGAAAAUCAAGAAGUCAUUUUCACAAAUAUUUAUGUAAAAUAAUAUAUUGAUCAGAUAUUUUUUUAAUAUGCACACUUUAAUCAAAUUCAUUAAAUAAAUGUUUAUAUAAACCAAAUAUUUAUAAUGUCAAAUGCUUUAUAAUUAUGAGUUUGAUUUAAAACAAAGACCGCUCUGCUUGGACAAUUUUUGUUAAAUUUGCAGAACUUUCAAAACAAUUCAUUUUUCUUCCUAAAUCAUUAAAACACAACCAUACAAGUAUACUAUGUUUGUGUUAUAUACUGCCAUUGAAAGUACCGUACCCUUCAUGUCAUAAUUUGUAUAGAUGUCUUGAAAACUAGCAUUACUUUUAAUUUUUGUAUCAUGAAUGUUUGUAUAUGCAAUAAUGUUAGUAUGUCAGAUGAAAGAUAUAAUCCGUCCAUUAAUGUUCAUUUCCAUGACACUUGAAAUCCAUUUUAUCAAUUAAAUUUUAUAUAUUUAAUGUUGUAGUUGUUAAUUACAUGAAAAGGUUGAGCGUAUGGUCAAAGAGAGUUGAGUUAGAGUUUUCCUAUUAUAGUCUUUAAUUUGGAAAACUAUUUUUUUUGGGGUAUUUACUAUUUUGUAAUAGUUAAAACACAAAACUGUCAAACUUUGAUUUUUGCUUUUAUCAAAAGUACUAAAGUCGGUCUGAGAUAUAUUUGGUUGAAAAAUUUGUCCCGUAAUUUUUUGGAAGAAAUAUUUGAGAAGAAAAGUAAUAGGUAAAAAUAACAAAAAAGUUUUAAAUCAUAUUGAAAAAAAAGGAGAUUCUAGGCAACACAGAUUUAGUUCUAAACCCAGAUAUAAAAAGUAAGAGUAUUAAUGAAAUGUUGAAACAGUAGAAGCAGAUAUAAAAUGAUAACUUUUAAAGUUUUGCUUUUGUUAGGGAUGUAUACCUUUGAGUGUAUGAAGUUAAUACAAGCAAGACAAGAGAAUAUUUCCAAUAUUAUACACUUUUGUUGAUAGAAUUCUGUAUAUUGUUCAUGCUUAUGCCACCAAGAAAAUUCAUGUAAUCAUCAUGUAUUGUUAUUAUUAUUUAUCACAAUUCACAUAUUUUUUGCUAUCAUCUUUCCAAGAAAGUGUUCUAUACUUUUGUGCUAUCAUCUCUAUGCAUAAUAACUGUUUUCUGCUGUUUAGUAUUUAGUCUGAGGUUGCUCCAAUGUCUUAACAGCCAUUUAGAGACUAGCUGCAGAUGUGAAACUUCUAAUAGAAAGUUCCAAAAUGGCUGUCAGAUGUCAGGGCAGCCUUGGACUGUGUAGUAUUAGUUUUUCAGUCAUUUAAUGAAACCAGAUUAAUGUUUUGUUUUAACUUUAAAAGUAGUGUUUAUAACGGAGAACUUCAGAUUUUGUGUUGAUGAAUUGUUAAGAUUUUUUAAUGCAAUUUGGAAAAAAAAUAUGACUCCUGCUUAAAUUUGUGAUACUUUUGUUUAAGGAUUCAGUUUUCAAUAUUAAUUGUAAGCAUUGUCAUUUUAAACAUGUCCUCAGUAAACAAGCUUUUGUUGAUAAAUUUUCAAAGAACUGUGUUCAAGUGCAAAUGGUGAUUUAAGCAUUGCAAUUUUUGUUGUGAUUUUGCAUUAAGAAUGACAAAGAAAAAAAGAAAGUCAGUAACAGUACCACCAUGUGAGAUUGGCAGUACAAAAUAAGCUUAUUGUUUUGAGUUAUACCAGUUAUGUAUUAAGCAUUUUGGUAUGUGUGGUCAAUUCUUAAAGUUUGUUUAUCAAAUUAUAAGAUGUUGAAAAUAAAAUUUCUAUAAUUGAAAGCUGAUGCAUCUUUGAUAAUAUUGCCUGAAUCAAGUAAUAUAACUCAAACAAUAUUGAUUACAAAAGCUUUCAAUAGCUUUUGAUUAAAUCAAAAAAGAAUUGACCAAUUUCAGGUAAACUUGUGAGCAACACAUUGGUUUAUUUUUGAAAUAGCAAUUUUUAUCAGGGAAUGAAGAAAGAGAUUUUAAGAAAAUGCUAGAAUGUUGAUAGGUAAUAGUGUCACUUUAAUUCAUACACAUAAUACAUGUUGUUUUUCAUUAGUAACUUAUUAUUUUACAACAGAAAUCAGUAAUGUAUGAACAUAUGGUCACGCAAAUGGCUUUAUGUAAUAAAAACUUUCGACUAUUAUCAGCUUUUGUAGGCAAAAUUAUUCCUGAAAAAAAGUAAAGUCAACAAAAUCAAGCUGUUUCUUCUGAAAAUGUUUAUUUCUAUACCUCACAACUUGAUUUUAAAUUAGAAAAUUUAAAUGACCAGUUGGAAGGAAAAUGCUAAAAAUACAUAAAUGGUUUCUGUUGUAAUGAAGUUACCGAUCAUUUUCAGGAACAUUAUACCGACUAACCUCAGCAUCAACAUAUUAAUUAAAAUACAGAGCUUCAUUCUUUUAAAAUGUUCAUAAAUAUUAUUGAAAUGCAUAUAGUAAUUAGUAAGGGGAAGUAACUAACUUGACAACUUUAUUGUCAUGUUGUAAUGUUAUAUGAGAACUUGUGUAUAAAUAUUGUUAUGAUGUAUAUUUAUAAUGUCAUUGCAAUGAAUAAAAAAUGACAGUGAUUUAA